CAGUAUGCAAGUGUCGAGAAAGAUGGUGAGUUUUUCAUGUCUCCGAAUGACUUUAUCAACCGGUACCUGAACAUUUUUGGCGAUUGUCAGCCCAACCCCGAGACCGUGGAGCUCCUGGGAAGCGUGGUGGACCAGACCAAGGAUGGGCUCAUCUCCUUCCAAGAGUUCACGGCCUUCGAGUCUGUCCUGUGCGCCCCGGACGCCACCUUCGUGGUGGCCUUCCAGCUCUUUGACAAGGCUGGGGAAGGAGAGGUGGCCUUCGAGGACGUGAAGCGGGUUUUUGAGCGGACCACCAUCCACCAACACAUCCCCUUCAACUGGAACUCGGAGUUUGUGCAGCUGCAUUUUGGGAAAGACCGGAAGAGGCGGCUGCCCUACACGGAGUUCACCCAGUUCUUACUGGAAAUACAGUUGGAGCACGCCAAGCAGGCCUUCAUGCAGCGGGACGCCGCACGUUCCGGGCGCGUCACCGCCAUGGACUUCCGGGACAUCAUGGUCACCAUCCGCCCCCACAUCUUGACGCCUUUUGUGGAGGAGAGCCUGGUUGCGGCAGCAGGAGGCGCCACGGCCCAUCAGGUCAGCUUCUCCUACUUCAACGGCUUUAAUUCUCUCCUCAACAACAUGGAGAUCAUCAGGAAGAUCUACAAGACUCUGGCCGGCAGCAGGAAGGAUGUCGAGGUCACCAGGGAGGAGUUUGCUUUGGCGGCCCAGAAGUUCGGGCAGAUCACCCCCAUGGAAGUGGACAUCCUGUUCCAGCUGGCCGACCUCUAUGAGCCAAGGGGACGCAUGACCUUGGCCGACAUUGAGAGGAUCACCCCCCUCAUGGGGGACCAGCUGCAGUGCCGAAUGACGGAAAUUCAGAAGCAGAGGAUUUCCCGAGACCCGCGCCCGCUCGUCCUCCACGUGGCAGAGUCCGCUUACAGGUUUGCCCUGGGCUCCGUUGCCGGAGCGGUGGGGGCCACGGCCGUCUACCCGAUCGACCUGGUGAAGACGCGGAUGCAGAACCAGCGCUCCACGGGCUCCCUGGUGGGGGAGCUGAUGUACAAGAACAGCUUCGACUGCUUCAAGAAGGUGCUGCGCUACGAGGGCUUCUUCGGGCUCUACCGAGGUCUCUUGCCGCAGUUGUUGGGGGUCGCCCCGGAGAAGGCCAUCAAGCUGACGGUCAAUGACUUUAUCCGAGACAAGUUUGAGCAUAAAGACGGCUCCAUCCCCCUGUUGGGGGAGAUCAUUGCCGGCGGCUGCGCCGGAGGCUCGCAGGUGAUCUUCACCAACCCCCUGGAGAUCGUGAAGAUCCGCCUGCAGGUGGCGGGAGAGAUCACCACGGGCCCCCGCGUCAGCGCGCUCUCCGUGCUCCGCGACCUGGGCUUCUUCGGGAUCUAUAAGGUAACCCUCGGGCUGGGCCAGCGGGGGUGCAGCAGACAUCCUGCAGGGAGGGGGCCUCCUCCCCGCCUCAGCCCGCUCCCCAAACAUCCCCGCGUCCUUAGGAACCCCCAAGACAAACCACGGCAGAAAAACACGGGAAAUGCGGGGAAAACUGCCGGGCCCGGGGGAGGGGAGGGAAACCGGGGCCAACACCUCCCCCUCUCCGGCCAAGCGCGUUUCCCUCCCUCGCCGCCAGUUACGGGCCUGCUGACCUACGAGCUGCUGCAGCGCUGGCUCUACGUGGAUUUCGGGGGCCCAAAACCGGCCGCGCCCGAGUCGGCCGUCCCGCCCCAGCUGGCGCGCCUGGGCGUGCCCAACGCCGACCACGUCGGGGGCUACAAGCUGGCCGUGGCCACCUUCGCGGGCAUCGAGAACAAGUUCGGACUGUACCUGCCGCGCUUCAAGCCGUCCGCGCCCAUCCCCUAGCUCCCCGGCCCGCGCCGCUGACCGGCCGGCUGGGGCGGCCCCGCCCCGCUCCGACCAAGCGCGGGCUUUUAUCAUGAUGCUCCUGCCGUCACUCGGGUUUGUGCUUCCUUAGCCGGUCACGGUGAAAGUGCCGCGGGAGGCGCUCUGGGCCGCCAGCCAGC
Messenger RNA from Sarcophilus harrisii (Tasmanian devil), 2009 nucleotides. RefSeq names its product solute carrier family 25 member 13 (gene SLC25A13). The record is from RefSeq and is a predicted model, not a curated record. The annotation marks the transcript as partial. The transcript has 15 exons. NCBI's taxonomy places the organism in Eukaryota, Metazoa, Chordata, Mammalia, Dasyuromorphia, Dasyuridae. Gene Ontology annotation, biological process: malate-aspartate shuttle; aspartate transmembrane transport; L-glutamate transmembrane transport. Gene Ontology annotation, molecular function: calcium ion binding; L-aspartate transmembrane transporter activity; L-glutamate transmembrane transporter activity.